This is a messenger RNA of Neurospora tetrasperma FGSC 2508, 3581 nucleotides long. RefSeq lists its product as uncharacterized. The record is from RefSeq and is a predicted model, not a curated record. Gene Ontology annotation, molecular function: translation initiation factor activity; mRNA binding. The coding region runs from base 73 to 3252 and encodes 1059 amino acids. Gene Ontology annotation, biological process: formation of cytoplasmic translation initiation complex; translation reinitiation. The transcript is spliced from 2 exons. Lineage: Eukaryota; Fungi; Ascomycota; Sordariomycetes; Sordariales; Sordariaceae. Gene Ontology annotation, cellular component: eukaryotic translation initiation factor 3 complex, eIF3m; multi-eIF complex; eukaryotic translation initiation factor 3 complex, eIF3e.
CGCGCCGCGUCCCCUAUCACCACUUUAUCCAUAUCUCCUCUAGAUUAGCCAAGUGCCGAGGAGUUGCCCAUCAUGCCUCCCCCACCUCACCAAAAGCCUGAGAAUGUUCUCAAGCGCGCCCACGAGCUCAUCGGGGUCAACCAGGCCCCCGCCGCCCUGACCCUGCUCCACGAGCACAUCACCUCGAAGCGCUCCCGCAAUGUCCCCAUCGCCUCCCUGGAGCCCGUCAUGCUCCUACUCGUCGAGCUCUCCGUCGAGCAGAAGAAGGGCAAGCUCGCCAAGGACGCCCUCUAUCAGUACAAGAACAUCGCCCAGAACACCAACGUCGCCACCAUCGAGUUGGUUCUCAAGAAGUUCAUCGAGCUCGCCGCCGAGAAGGUCACUGCUGCCCAGGCCAAGGCCGACGAGGUCCAGUCCAGCAUCGAGGCCACCACCUCCAACAUCGACGAUCUCGAGGCCAGCGAGACCCCCGAGUCCAUCCUGCUCGCUACCGUUUCCGGUGAGCAGUCUCGCGACCGCACCGACCGCGCUAUCGUCACUCCUUGGCUGAAGUUCCUUUGGGAGGCUUACCGCACUGUUCUUGACAUUCUCAGGAACAAUGCCCGCCUCGAGGUUCUCUACCAGAGCACUGCUAUGCAGGCUUUCGACUUCUGCCUCAAGUACACCCGCAAGACCGAGUUCCGCCGCCUCUGCGAGCUUCUCCGCAACCAUGUCCAGACCGCCGCCAAGUACUCGGCCCAGAUGCACGCCAUCAACCUGAACGACCCCGAUACUCUUCAGCGUCACCUUGAGACCCGUUUCCAGCAGCUCAACGUCGCCGUCGAGCUCGAGCUCUGGCAGGAGGCUUUCCGCAGUGUUGAGGAUAUCCACACCCUCCUCAGCCUCAGCAAGCGCCCCGCCAAGAACGUCAUGAUGGCCAACUACUACGAGAAGCUCACCCGUAUCUUCCUUGUCGGCGAGAACUACCUCUUCCACGCCGCUGCUUGGGCUCGUUACUACAACCUCUUGCGCCAGUCUGCUGCUCUCAUUGCUUCUGGCCACAGCAAGAAGGCUGAUAACCCGGCUUGCAGCGAUGCUGACCUCCAGAGGGCUGCCACCUUUGUCAUUCUCUCCGCCCUCUCCAUUCCCGUCAUCAGCACCUCGCGCUCUCGCGGUGCCAUGGUGGACUUCGAUGAGGCCCGCAAGAACAAGAACUCUCGUUUGACCCACCUGCUCGGCAUGGCCCAGGCCCCUACCCGUGCUGGUCUCUUCCGCGACGCCCUUUCCAAGUCGCUCCUCCGCCGCGCCCAGCCCCAGAUUCGCGAUCUUUACAACAUCCUCGAGGUCGACUUCCAUCCUCUUUCCAUUUGCCAGAAGAUUUCCCCCAUUCUUGCGGAGAUUGGCGCCGAUGCCGAGAUGCAGAAGUACAUCCUUCCUCUUCAGCAGGUCAUUCUCACCCGCCUGUUCCAGCAGCUUUCGCAGGUGUAUGAGACUGUCGACCUUGAGUUCGUCGAGAGCUUGGCUCAAUUCCCCGAGCCUUUCCAGGUCACUCGCGGCACCAUUGAAAAGUUCAUUAUGAACGGCAACAAGAAGGGCGAUCUCGCCAUCCGCAUGGACCACGCCACUGGCGUUCUUAGCUUCGACGCUGAUGUCUUCUCUUCCGCCAAGGCUGUCCACGCCGGUUCCUCUGCCGGCUCUGCCGAGAGCGAGACUGGCUCUGUACAGCGUCUCCAGAGCACUCCCUCCCAGAUUGUGCGCUCUCAGCUCACUCGCCUCGCUGAGGCUCUUUACACCACCUGCCGCUAUAUCGAUCCUAGCUUUAACGAGGCUCGCAUCAAGGCUCGUGAUGAGGCCCUUGCUCGCGCUAAGGCUGGAGCCGAGAAGGAGCACCAGGAGGUCCUUGCUCGCAAGGAGAUCAUCCAGACGCGCAAGGAUAAGGCUUCUGAGGCUCAGGCCCAGAAGGAGAAGGAGAAGGCCCGCAAGAAGCUGCUCCAGGAGCAGGCCCUCCAACAGGCCGAGGCCGCCCGUCUUGCCGAGGAGCAGAAGCUCCGCGAGGCGAAGCGUCUUGCCAACGAGCGCGAGCAAAUCAAGAGGAAGGAAGUUGAGGCCCUGCUCAAGGACAUGAAGCUCGAAGAACUCCAGGGUGAGGACAUUGAGACCCUUGACAGCAACAAGAUCCGCAUGAUCAAGCUCCAGCAACUCGAGCGUGAGAAGAACAGCGUCGCCGAGAAGCUCCGGAUCACCGGCAAGCGUCUUGAUCAUCUCGAGCGUGCCUUCAGAAAGGAGGAGGCUAAGAAGCUCCCCGAAGACUACGCCAAGCAGCGCGAGCGCGAUCUCGCUGCCUACGAGCGUACCAAGGCACAGACUCUCAAGGAGGCUGAGCUUAAGCACAAGGCUGAUGUUGAGCUUAAGCACCGUCUCACUCGCCUCAUGCCCUUCUACGAGUCCUUCAGGUCUGACCUGCACGAGCGUCGCCGUGAUGAGUUCGAGAAGCGCCGUCGUGAUGCCGAGCGUGAGAUGGAGAAGCAGAUCAACGCCCGCCGCAAGGAGGCCCGCGAGAAGAGGAUCCGCGAGAAGCGCGAGCGUGAGGAGCGUGAGCGUCAACUCCGCGAGGCCGAGGAGCGCGCCGCCAGGGAGAAGGAGGAAGAGAGGAAGCGUCUGGAGGCUCGCCGGGAGGAGCUCCAGCGUCUCAAGGAGGAGAAGGAGAAGGAGCGUGAGAAGUUGCGCGAGAUUGCUGCUCGCCAGCAACAGCGCGAGGAGGAGGCCAUGGCCAGGCGCAAGGCCGAGAAGGAGAAGCUUGCCGCGACCCCUUCUGCUUACAGACCCCCCGCGGCUGCGGAGCGUACCGAGGCUGCUGCUCCUCCCCGCAUUGCCCUCGCUGGCAACCGCCCCAGCUGGAGAGAGCGCGAGGCCGCCAAGGCCGCCUCUGGAGAGACCGCCGCUCCCGCACCUGCUGCCGCCGAGCCCGUUGCCGAAAGACCCCGUGCCGCUGCCCCCCCUGCGGAGAGGACAGAAGCUGCUGCUCCUCCCCGCCUGGCCCUUGCCGGCAACCGCCCCAGCUGGCGUGAGAGAGAGGCUGCCAAGGCCGCCUCCGGAGAUGGUAAUUCUGCGGCCGUCCCCGAGAGGAGCGCUCCUCCUCUCAGGGCUGCCGCCCCUCAGAGAGCUGGAUCCGGUCGUCCUGAGAAUGAUAAGGACGUCCCUCCUGCGGAGCCCUUGAAGGCGAGCGGUGCUCCCGGCAAGUACGUUCCCAAGUGGAGACGUGAGGGUGCUUAAGAGCACUUGUUCUCAUGGGAGUUUAAGGGUUGUUCGCGCUCCCUUUUUUACGAGGUUCAUGUAAAUUAGUAUCACGUAAUAUGGGGAGCACCUCUUGCAGUAUAGACUGGAUCAAAAGUGGUUGUGCGUUUUUCUUCACGUUUAUCAUUCAUUCAUUCAAAUGGUCCCAGUCCUCCCAGACGUUGAUGGUUAAUAAUGGUCAUAACAAGUCCCAAAAGCUGUUUACGACUUCUUCAUGCGGCGACCGCUUUCACAGUACUUGAUCAACCUCUUUAUGUUCCGUGUAACGUCUUGUAGCGUACCUUUGUAAUUCAGUGACAAUUUGACCA